This is a messenger RNA of Corticium candelabrum, 1554 nucleotides long. RefSeq names its product protein FAM98A-like. Gene Ontology annotation, cellular component: tRNA-splicing ligase complex. The record is from RefSeq and is a predicted model, not a curated record. Lineage: Eukaryota; Metazoa; Porifera; Homoscleromorpha; Homosclerophorida; Plakinidae. The coding region runs from base 17 to 1543 and encodes 508 amino acids. The transcript has 6 exons.
ACAACUCUUGCUAGCCAUGAACAUUGUAGACGAAUUGUGUGAUUUAGGCUUUGAAGCAGCAUUUCUUGAUGAUGAAAACGCUUUGUCUGAAGCUGUAAAAACUGGAGUGACGUCAUCACCUUUUGUCUCGGUGGUCACGUGGCUUACGGAAGAGACGAGAAAAAUAUGCAAGCUGGAGGAAAGUGUAGUUGCACCUCAAACUGACGCUGAUGUGGAGAGCUUUCGAAUAGAAUUAAGUGGAUUUCUUAAAGAGCUUGGUUGUCCUCACGAAGAACUGACGAGGCUUAACUCAGAUGGAGUGAGAAGUGAACAGGGUCGAUGGCUUCUUCUAGACUACCUAACAGGAGAGCUAGCAGCGGCACGUUUGUUAGCAGUCAACCAACCAGUCGCAAAACGUGUCACUCUACAAGUUCCGUCUGAGCCUGUAAACCCUGCUAAUGAGUCUCUGAGUCGUAUUCUCAGAGUGCUGCAGCUGUCACAGCCACCUCCAACUGUGGCUCUGUCUGCUGUGUUUAAGAAACUGGAGGAGAAGGUGAAAGAAGCGUUUUCUAAGGUUUCACAACAUCAUGUUGGCGCUCCACUGGUUAUCUCUCCGUUGCAGUCUCAUCAGUUGGGUAAAUUGGAAACAUUGAACAAUGAGUUGAAACAAGAGUAUGUUGUGAGACGCAAAAUGUUGCUGAAGAGACUGGAUGUGACUGUUCAGUCUUUCAAGUGGUCAGAUGGAGCAAAGGGAAAGGAUGAUGAACUGCAAGCAAUCUAUCAGAAUCAGAGGCGUCCUCUAACAGAAGACAGUGCUGUAACCAUAGCUCAAGUGAUAGCAGCCAGAAGUGACCUCACAUCAGUCACCAAGACAAGUGGAGACUCAGUACGACAGUUAACCCGAACAGAUAUCAACAAAGUUGUCAUGGGAAAAGUUCCUGAUAGAGGAGGCCGUCCCAACGAAACGAGACCACCUGCUGAGAUGCCAGCCUUCAAGAGGAGAACUGAUGCUCCAAAAGACCAACGAGACAGAGGACGAGGAGGAAUGAGAGGUGGGAGAGUGCAGGGAGGAUGGUCAGGCAAGGGAAAGCAAGGAGAUUGGGGACGACAAGACAGCAGAGAAGGAGGAAGAAGAGGGGGAAGAGGAGGAAGAGGAGGAUGGGCAGGAGGUGGAAACUACAGCUAUGAAAGUGGUGGAUACCAUCAAGGCGGCGGCGGAUACCAUCAAGGCAGCGGCGGAUACCAUCAAGGCGGCGGCGGAUACCAUCAAGGUGGUGGAUACCAUCAAGGUGGUGGAUACCAUCAAGGUGGGUACAGUCAAGGUGGGUACGAUCAAGGUGGAUAUGAUCAAGGCGGGUACAGUCAAGGUGGGUACAAUCAAGGUGGGUACGAUCAAGGUGGGUACAGUCAAGGUGGGUACAAUCAAGGUGGGUACGAUCAUAGUGGGUAUGAUCAAGGUGGGUACCAUCAAGGUGGGGCUUACUCAGAUGACUAUCAAGGCAGAUACGGGUCGUAUUCAGGUGAAGCUGGUGGUGGAGGACAGAGAAGCGUUUACUACAAAUAACCAUUUUGGUU